AUGUUAUUAAAUCAUGUAUCUAAUGCCAACAAUAAACUGCUCAUUGAACUUUUUGAAGGUUUGACUGGUUCUGAGAGUAAUGACAAAGAGGCACAAGAUUUUCUUGUAACACGCUGCCUUAACGCAUCAUCUCAAGAACUUAAGGAAUUUUUCGACGAACUUUUAGAGUUCUUAUGCCAAUAUCCUGACAUCUACAUACCAACCUUAAACACUUACCUUUCCUAUCUUUAUGAGCAUUAUUCAUGUAAUAGCAUGCUUUCAGAUUUUACUUCGAUGCUGAUUACUAUUGUCAUGAUAGAAAAUUUAAACUAUUCAGAUAAUGCAGAGUUCAGAGAACUCUUUCAUCUCUGCGUCGAACUCCUUUGGAAGGUUUCAAAUAAUAAGACGGCAAUUCAGACGACUAAACGCGUCUUCGAUGAGAUUUUGGAUACACAUGGUGUAUUUGGCAUUUGGAUUUCAGACAAAUCGGGUCGCCACUGCAUAAAGAGAAUUUUGUUUAGCUUCAACAUGAUAAAAAUAAUCGAUCGUGAUAAGGCAAUAAAAGCAGUGGAUAUGGUUACAUUUCUCGUAGAGAAUUGUUCAGAUCACAAUAACGACACAUCACAAUUACCAGAAAAACUUUCUGAAUAUAAAGCCUGCACGGCAUUGCUGAAAACUCUAACAAGAUAUCAAAAUGCAGAACGUGACGCUCUAUUUGAUGCUAAAAAAAAUUCUUUUUUACCAAAACUACAAGACAUGAUUAAACUUGAAAAAAGUGAUCCUGAAAUUCGGAAUUUGGAUGAAGGAUAUAACACCUUCAAGUCAGUGAUGACAACUAAAAACUUAUCUCUUUCAAUUCAAGAUAAACAAAAUUUUGACAUCUUGGGGAUGGAAGCUCCUAGAAAGCUAUCAGAGUUAAUUAGCUUUUUACGAGUCCUUGAAGAACGAAAAAUAAAUUUAUUCAAGGUGUUAAUCGAAUUUUUACCAUGUGAAAGUUGCCACAGACAAGCUCUUGUUUAUUUCUCCCCGGAAAAAUAUUCUUCUCUUGCGAAUGAAAAUGGGUCUGCAGAUAUAGAUUAUAAUUCAAUACUAUCAGAACGUCGGCUACCAUUUGAAUUUAGCGACAAUGAUAAAUUGGGAGAUUGGGACGUCUUGCUUAGUGAAGAUGCAAUAAAUGAUAUGCGAAAUUUAGAAUCUCCUCAAAUGAUUAAGGCGGUCAUGAAAAAAUUUGGGCAUAUAUCUUCAGGAAAAUGGGAUCAGUAUGAGCUCCGAAAUAAAGUUGCUGAUUGUAGUUCUGUAGAUGUCUAUGAAAUGGAGCUUCCAGAUCACAAGGGGUUGAAAAUCCUUUGGCAAGUUGACUGCCGCUUUUCUUCACGCAGUUGUUCGCUUGCACAAGUGGUGAAAAUAUGGACAGUCACUACAAGUCAAGAACAAAUCCGCGAGAUGUUAGAAAACCUUAGAAUCGUUCACCAAGUUUAUACCAUGGAGCACAUACAACUAUGCAAGACAAAUAAAAAUCAAGAUGGCGUGAUUUUGCCAAAAACUUUCGGAAGUGAAAAAUUAAAAUCAACUAAUGAUAGAUUACAUGACCAUCAAGUUGAUGAUGAAAGAUUAAUAAAGGUACACCAAAUGCUUGUUACGAACAAGUUUAUUCCUUUAUCAAAGAAUUUAUUCAAAUCGAUCGUUCUUGGCGGUUCAGGUUUCACUUUUCAAGUAUCUGAAGAUGAAUAUGAAAUCAUCAGACAUCCUACAUCAGCUAUUAUCAUUGGAAGAUCUGGAACUGGAAAGACUACUUGUAUUGUGUUUCGACAGAUUGCUUCAUAUCUUAUGAAAUCUAGUCAAAAGCUCUAUAAGAAUCCGUCCUUAAACACCAAUGUUAUAGAAGAGAAUAUUUUUAACAAAAGACAGAUAUUCAUUACCGUGAGUCCUACUCUGUGUGCCCGUGUUAAACAAUAUUUUGAUCGAUUACGAGAGUCUGCUAUUCUCGCGGAGAAAAAGAUGUCAUUUACUCAAUAUUACGAAUAUACAAAAAAGAAAGAAGAGGAAAGCAUCAAUAACAACCAGUCUGAUAAUUCAAUGCUCGAGGAGGAUGAUGAGAUGAAAGCUUUAGGCAACAUUCCAAACUCAUUUCCUCAGCUAACAGAUGAACAUUUCCCAUUGUUCAUAACUCAUGAAAAGUUUUCUCAAAUGCUUGAAGGAACUUAUGAAAUUGAUGUUAAUAAGUUAUGGAAGACAAAACAAGAAUUUAAUACAAAUAAUAUUGACGAGGAUGAAGAAUACAACCCUAAAUCCACUUUGGUAGAUACAUCUGAAAAGUCAUGGGCUCAUUUUAUAACCUUUGACCUUUUCGUGAAAAAGUAUUGGGAUCGUUUCAGUGAUUAUUAUAGACGAAAAUUAGAUCCUGCACUGGUUUACGCAGAAUUCUCUAUAAUCAAAGGGUCGAAUCCUAAAGAUGGCCAUUUAUCAAGAGAAGAAUACUUGUCCAUUAAUACUAAAAGAUAUCCUAUAUUUUACGACCGUGACGAAAUUUAUAAUCUGUUUGAACGAUAUGAAAGAAUGAAGACACUUAAUUAUGACUAUGAUUCAAUAGAUCGGACACGAGCUAUCUUGCGUUGCGUUAAAAAGAAGGCACUUGGUGGCCCACAUAUCCAUGAAGUUUAUAUAGAUGAAUGCCAAGAUAACCAAAUUGUUGAUUUUUCGCUUAUUUUUAAGCUGUUUAACCGAGCUGAUGGCAUUUUCUUGGCCGGAGAUACUGCACAAUGCAUUGCUCGAGGCUCCUCUUUUCGCUUUCAAAGUGUAUUUUCCUUAAUGUAUGAGUGGGAACUCGAUCGAUCUCAAAAUAAUCCAAAUUGGAAUGGUUCCUUAAAACCAAAACGAUUCGAACUAAAUACAAACUAUCGUUCUCACAAUGGGAUCCUUGGAAUUGCCUCAUCUGUUAUUGACCUUAUUCAGCACUUUUUCCCCGAUUCUAUUGACAAGUUGCCACGUGAAUGCGGUGAAGUUGGUGGCCCACGGCCCUUAAUUUUUAAGGGAUUCCAAGACAAAACUUCUGUGUUUAAAUGUUUCUCUGUUAGUGAGAAACCAGGUGAUAUCAUUGAAUUUGGUGCAAAUCAAGUCAUUAUCGUACGUAAUGAGGAAGCCAAAAAACGAUUAGAGGAAUCUAUUGGAAAAGUUGGUUUAAUUUUGACUAUUUUUGAGGCAAAAGGCAUGGAAUUUAAUGACGUUCUUUUGUAUGAUUUUUUUACGGAUUCGCCAGCAGGUCAAAAGUGGCGUUUAAUUUUGUCUGCUAUAGAAGGAUAUUCUGGAGGCAUGCAAACUUUAUCAUAUGAAAAGCAUUAUAUACUUUCUUCAGAGUUAAAACAUCUUUAUGUGGCCGUGACCAGAGCACGGGAACACAUUUGGAUAUUUGAUAGAAACCCUGAUUUGGGCGAACCAAUCUGGAAAUACUGGAACCAUUACGGACUAGUCAGAACGAAAAAUGAUGGAGAUCCUUUACCUAAUUUGGCUAAGAAAAGUAAUCUGCAUGAGUGGAAUGAAAUGGGAAAGCACUUUUUCGAACGGAGACAAUAUGAGCAGGCUAUUUUCUGUUUCGAAAAAAGUGAAAAUGAAGAAGGGCGUAAACUUGCAAAUGCAUACCUUCUUAGACAAGUUGCUAGGGACUCUAUACUCGAUUCUGACAAUAAUACUGUAAAGUUGAAUUUUAUUGAAGCUGCAAAUAGUUUCAAAAAAUGUUCUCGACCAAUUCAAGCAGCAGCUUGCUAUCAGGAUAUUGAAAUGCACAAAGAAGCUGGCGAUAUAUACUACCAAUGGGAUAUCUUUGAGUCUGCUGCAGAAUGUUACGUCAAAUGUAAGGAAUGGCAGAAAGCCGGUGAAUGCUACGAAAAAGCCAAAAAAUACGCAGACGCAGUUACUGCCUAUAAAAAUGGUGGAUAUUAUAAUACUGUAGUAGACUUGAUGCAAAGGCAAAAGAUUGAUGAUAAGACGUUUCGUCGCAUUAGUCGUUUAGUUAACAUCCAUUAUCGUCGAGGAAAUGAUAAGGAAAUGUGCGAAAAAGCUCUUCAUAUUAUCCCAUCGCAAGAAGAACGAAUAGAGCUUCUGGCAGACCACGCUCCAGAAGAACUCUUGAAAGUUUACGAGAAAAAUAAACAGUUUCGUGCGGCCGGCGAAUUUCUACGCUCGCGCGGAGAUCUUGAAAAAGCUGCCCUUAUGUUUAAUCGCUCUGCUAAUAACAAGGAUAUUAUUGAAUCGUUAGUUUGCGUUUUGUAUCCAUGCAGAAUGAAAAUACUUAAAAAUAUGAAAUGUAUGAACUUGAAUACUUCAGAGGAACUAUGCAAAUUCCUUCGCCAAGCAAAUGAUAUAAUGAAAUCAAAAUCGUCCAAGGCAUUAAAGGAAUCUAAGGAAUUUAAAAUACUCGAAGAAGAGAUCCAACUAUAUUCAGCAUAUUUAAAUAAUGAUCUCAAUAGAAUCAGCAAGUGCAUACAAGCUUUUCAGAAAUAUAAGGCAACCGUCUCCGAGUUUCGUGCAAUAAAUAUAUGGCUUCAGACACCAAAAGCAAAAAUUCAAAUUGUGUACUGGAAUGAAAGAUUGCAGCACCUUUUAAGGCUAUGUGAGUUAGCCUUUCUCUUUAUAGCCCCGCCUAAUAACAAUACCACCAACAUUGAGAAAAUCUGCAAGGGUAUGGAGGCCUUUUUUCUUAUAGGUGAGGUAGACGACCGCAAGUCGAAGCGAAAAAUUCCAUCUGAUAGUCCCCUUCUUGAUUUCAUUAAUGGAGCUCAUUACAGAAGCAAAGAUGAAACGCAUUACAAAAAUAACGUAGGAAGUUCGGCAGAAGUAAUGAAUGAUCAGCACAUUUAUGACAUAAACGACGUGCAUCAAGCAAUUUCACAAUUCCUUGCCUCGUAUAUUUUUGAGCUUCUUGAAGAUGCAGAUCAUGCGGGUCGUGCGAUUCCUGACAUAGAUUCGAAAAUUUGUUACGAAUUUGCAUCCUCAGGAAAAUGUUUUGCAGCUGCGUAUAAGCAUCACAAAUGCCAAGAUAGCCACAUAAAACCAACACCAACAUUUUUGUACAAUCAUCUGUUGCUUAUAUGUCUUCAGUAUAGCGUAAUGAGAAAAUUGCUCACAUUAUAUCAUCGUCGUUUGCUUAAAGAAGACCAAAGUAUUAGUGUCCGUAGUCGUCAAAGAUACUGGGCUGAAAAAUUAGUUGAUCACCUUUUCCGCUAUCAGUCUCCGCAAACAAGUUGUCCUGAGAUAUCGUAUUUAGUGAUUCGAAACAAUCUAAAUAGCAUAUAUGGUGGUUUCAUUAAUCUCGCUCAUAAAGUAUGGUUGAAAUAUAAGUUCAAAAAUGGCACAAAAGUUGGAGUGUUCAAAAAUGGCAGAGACUUUGGAGUUAUGUUAAAAUGCAUGUUUGUAUUUCAACAGUUGCGUGAUAAAUUGAGUAUCGAAAAAUUAUAUUUUGAGUUAAAAGGACUCCGCUGUAAUAUGAAAGGACCCUAUGACCAUAAUUCAUUCUAUGAUCCAUUGAUAGGUUUCGAAUACGACCAACAACGUCGUUAUGAUGUUUCAGUAGGGCUGCAUCUUUCUUGGUUUUUCUUCGAUUUGCAUUCCAAUAAUGUGGUAUCUGCAAUUUAUCAUGCAAUCGUAUUUAUUCGCUAUGCGAUAGACCAUAUCCAUCAUGUUUACCUAAUGAAAACACCUGGAUCACUUGAUGAUUUUACGUCUCUUAUUGAAUUCAUGACGGCACUAAUUUUCACGGCUAAUCCCAAAACUUGUGAUUUUUGCCUUCCUCGAAGUUAUUUGGUCAAUUAUUUCUAUGCAUUUAAUAUGAGACCACUCCUUCCAAGUCAAAAUAAUCGCAAUGUAUAUAGCGCAAGUGGCUAUCAAAAUGCGCUCAGAGAUUCUAUUGAUUUAUUCGAGCAGCUUCUUUAUAAGUUGGAUUUCACUAAAAAUUAUCAUUCACCAAGCAUCCUCCGACUAUUAAGAUUACUAAUCCUUAUUGGUUGGAAUGAAUAUGUUUUCACAUUCAAGAUUGGCGAGCUUUUUAAAAAACUUAGUCAUAGUAUUUCCAAUCACUCAGAAAGGGUCUCUGAAAAGAUCAAGAAAUAUCUGAAAGAACGCCAAAAUUUACAACUUGCAAAAAUUCUAAUUAACGACCUUAGUGAAACAGAUUGCGAUUCUUUAGUCGUGGUAUACUAUAAGAGGGAGGGCAUAUCUAGAUUCGCUGAUCUAGAAAAGCAUGGAGCUAAGAUACUCAAAUAUAAUUCUGGUGAAGAAUUCAGGUCUUCUCUUUGGAAAAUUGUAUCACCAAUAGCUAUUGAAGGAAAGGCUGCUGUGGAAGCUUCUUUUAGUUGUAAUGAAGUUAAGAAAGAUGAACAAAAUGAAUUCUCUGAAGACAACCCAGAGUCGGCAGCAGAAAUUCAAGCUUGGUUUCAAAAAAUUAUUGAUUCCCCUGAUUCUGACGACAAAGCAAAAAAAAUACAAAAAUGGUAUCGUUCAAUACUUAAUCGAAGUCGAAAAUAUCCUAGAAAUAAGACUUUAGAUAAGAUUUACCAUAAGGUUUACAUUGAUAUAACUAAGUUUUGCAAUGAUUUAUCGCACUGGGAAACAGCUAUAAAACUAAAAGGAAAAAAGGUUGUACGCAAAUAUAUUAUGCUAUUGAAAGGUUAUGCAGUUGAUUCAAUCGUGAAGCUUGAUAAAAUGCAAAAUGAAAUGGAUAUAAUAAAGAAUAAAUUCAAAAAAAUAAUUCAGAGUAAAACUUCUGAUGAUGAAACUUUAGAGUCUUGCAUAAACCUGGAAGAUGAUCUAAAGUCCACGCAUUACGGGGAUGUUAAGGGUGCCCUGGAAUCGUUGUCAACGACUGAAAAUGCAGCACAACAUAAAGAAGCAGACAUUGAAUGGCUAGAAACUGAAUUACAGAAGACGAAUGACAUAAUUUAUAAUGUUUCAGACUGGAUAGAUGAAUGCAAGGCUAUCAUCUAG
Cetraspora pellucida is the source of this 6954-nucleotide messenger RNA. The record is from the annotation of a GenBank genome assembly. NCBI's taxonomy places the organism in Eukaryota, Fungi, Glomeromycota, Glomeromycetes, Diversisporales, Gigasporaceae.